AUGGCAAUUGAAUUACACACUGAAAUAUCCAUCUCCCCCGGAAUCAGUCCUCGAAUCUCAUUCUCACACGAUCUAAAAUCCUCAACCGGUUCAAUCCCCGUCGAACCUCCCCACAUUCACUCCGAUUUACGUCUCCUAGACUCAACUGCCUCGGAUUUCGUAUUCACCGUCACCAAUUCUUUUUCCCAUAAAUUCUCUUCGGCUGACGAACUCUUCUCAGACGGAAAGAUCAUUCCGUUGGAGAUAAAAAACGUUAUCUCUAACGAAAAGACCCUUCCGUUAAAAAAGAAUCCAUCACCUGAUAAAUUCUUCGAGUCUCUUCCAAAAACGAAGAGGCUCAAAGAAUUCUUAUCAGAUGAAACUGACAACGAAGAAGAGAAACCAACGUCAACAUCAGCGUCAUCCAAACAUUUCUGGCAAUUCAAAAGAAGUAGCAGUUUGAACAUCGAUACAUCUCGACGAAGUAGCUUGAUCCGAUCACUACAAUUCCUGUCAAGGAGCAAUUCAACAGGUUCAGCACCGAAUCCAAAGCAAACACAGAAGCAAAAUUUGCAGAAACAAUCCUCUGUUUCAAGCAGUAGAAGAUCUUCGUCUUCAUCUUCAACUUCGAGUACAUAUUAUUUCUAUAAUUCAUCAUCAUUGAAGAAAUGUUCUAGUAAUGGUGUUAGAAUUAGUCCUGUUUUGAAUCUACCUCAAAGUUAUAUUCCUAAAGCUACUGCAAGUUUUUUUGGAUUUGGUUCAUUGUUUUGUAAAGGAAAAAGUAAGAGAAAAAAGAAAUAG
This is a messenger RNA of Lathyrus sativus (Indian pea), 780 nucleotides long. Lineage: Eukaryota; Viridiplantae; Streptophyta; Magnoliopsida; Fabales; Fabaceae. The record is from the annotation of a GenBank genome assembly.